This is a messenger RNA of Neomonachus schauinslandi (Hawaiian monk seal), 404 nucleotides long. Its product is annotated as meteorin-like protein. The record is from RefSeq and is a predicted model, not a curated record. Gene Ontology annotation, biological process: positive regulation of brown fat cell differentiation; energy homeostasis. Gene Ontology annotation, molecular function: hormone activity. NCBI's taxonomy places the organism in Eukaryota, Metazoa, Chordata, Mammalia, Carnivora, Phocidae. The annotation marks the transcript as partial. The transcript has a single exon.
CGCAUGCCCCCUCUGCAGCGGGCUGACGCACGAGGCCCACAGGAAGGAGGUGGAGCAGGUGUAUCUGCGCUGCUCUGCGGGCUCCGUGGAGUGGAUGUACCCGACCGGGGCUCUCAUUGUCAACGUGCGGCCCAACACCUUCCCGCCCUCUCGACACCUGACUCUGUGCAUCAAGCCCCUCAGGGACUCCUCAGGGGCCAAUAUUUAUUUGGAAAGAACUGGAGAACUGAAGCUGCUGGUACGGGACGGGGACCGUGGGCCCGGCCAGGUGCGCUGCUUUGGCUUUGAGCACGGCGGCCUUUUCGUGGAGGCUGCGCCCCAGCAGGACAUCAGCAGGAGGACCACGGGCUUCCAGUACGAGCUGACCAGCCAGCACGCGGGGUCAGACCUGCAUGCUCUGUCAG